GUGACAACAUUACUUAGUAUAUGUUCUUCGUGACAACUAAUUAAAUGAACAGCACCAUUAAUUUCCAAAGUUUACAAAUUCUUGGAAGCUAUAUUUACAACCCAAGUAAGGAACCCAUUACAUGUUUAGUUUGAAGAGGAAGGUGAAAUCAUCAUGAGCAACAAUUAUUUCAUGCCUUUGCCUGGGUCUCGCAGAACAAGUAGUGAUACAAGAGCAUUUAAUGUUUACACUUUUGAUAAUACUGAUUCCAAUGACGUGCCUGUGUAUUACAGAUCUCGCUCUAACCAUAACACUGGUAACAGGAAUUCAGGUGUGAUAGAUCCAAGGAGGGUGUGGGAAAGCAGAAGUCCAUCAUCAGGACGCCACACUGCUCCAAAUUUUGAAGCACAACCAAAUAACAGGCAACAAUUUCAUUUUAAUAAUGGCGAGAUAGGAAGGGGCUCAAACCCUAGGUUCAGAGAUAUUUUUCGGCAAUCACCGCCACGAACCGCAACAACCAGAGAGAUUCCCCCACAAGUAGAAAAUUCUGAGUCAAUGGCUCUUAGCAAGCUCAAGAAAGAAGUCUACAACCCCGUGCCAAAGCGGCUAGCCCGGAGGCUCAGCCUAUACUACAGAGGCGACAACAACAACGGGUCAAAUGGUGUUCGAGAAAGGGAGAAAGACAAGGAUGAAGAAGGUAAGAGUUGUGCUGUUUGCUUGGAAGAUUUUGAGGCAAAAGAAGAAGUUAUGGUGACACCAUGUAACCACAUGUUCCAUGAGGAAUGCAUAGUGCCUUGGGUAACAAGCAAAGGACAGUGCCCAGUUUGUAGGUUUGUGAUAAUUGAGAGAGUUAGAGGGAACCUUUACCCUUCUUCAUUCAAUAGCAGUAACAUUGCAAAUAUGGAACCAAGUGAACUAAUUGCUGGUGAGCUUUUGUCAAUUUUGAGCGCCAUGGAAGAAGCUUUUCAGUUGGGGAAUGGAAUGUACUAGUAGGAACCAUAGAUAUACAUACACAAGAAUUUGUUAUUCUUGUGUUGGCAAGAAGCUUUGUCUUUACUUCGCAAACAUAUUCUAUAUAAGAUUUGAUGGGAUAUGUACUGCUGAAUUGUGACUUUGCGAGUUUGGUAAUUCAAGUCCAUGGUGCAUCCAAGCACAUAAUCAUCCCA
This is a messenger RNA of Arachis duranensis, 1145 nucleotides long. RefSeq lists its product as uncharacterized. Gene Ontology annotation, biological process: ubiquitin-dependent protein catabolic process. The record is from RefSeq and is a predicted model, not a curated record. Gene Ontology annotation, molecular function: ubiquitin protein ligase activity; zinc ion binding. The transcript is spliced from 3 exons. NCBI's taxonomy places the organism in Eukaryota, Viridiplantae, Streptophyta, Magnoliopsida, Fabales, Fabaceae. Bases 154 to 969 code for a protein of 271 amino acids.